UAAAUAUAUAUGAACUAGCCUGGGCAGUUUGAGUAUUGGAUCAUCAUCAUCAUCGAUAGUGUGUGAUGUUGAGAAUAGUGGGGAUUUUAGCAUGUAUUAUGGUUGUAGCCAUGGACAUAGCAGCUGGCUUAUUCGCAAUCAAAGCCCAAGCUGCUCAGGAUCAGGUUAGGGAACUGAGAUUAUUGAUAUUUGAGUGUAAGGAGGCAAGUCCAAAAGUCUUGAAACUGGGGUUAGCUGCUGCAGGAUUUCUGGGUGUUUCCCAUGUUCUAGCCAAUCUCAUCGGUUGCACAGCCCUUUUUUGCUGCAGCUGCACUACUCACUCUACUGAUCACCAACACCACUCCAAGGCAUCCUCUUCCUCCUCAUAUACCCGCCAAUGUUCACUUGCAUUCCUCCUCUUCACAUGGGUGGUUUGGGGCAUAGGAAUGUUUGUGUUAGUGACAUCAAUAAGGGAUAACAACAACAGCAACAACAACAAGUCUUCUUUGAUGGCUUCAUCUUCAUGCGGCAUCUCUCAUCACCAUUUUCUCUCCUAUGGAGCCAUCUCUUGCUUUGCUCAUGCUAUUUCUUCUGUUGCUUUCUACGUUACUGCCACUGCCACCACUAAUUCAUAAUCGUUUAAUUUUCUUUUCAAUCUGGCUCCCCUGGUUGUAUUCUCAUGUCUCUGUUUUUCCUUUUCAGCUUUUGGACAAAUUUCCCUUAAUUCCGGAUGUUCAUCUCUUGACUUUAGUGCUCUUAAUUUGAGGCCUUCUCUUAUUUUUAUAUUAAUAUGUCCUUUUCCCUAUUUUUGUCACUUCAAAACU
Messenger RNA from Impatiens glandulifera, 803 nucleotides. RefSeq names its product protein DESIGUAL 3-like. Lineage: Eukaryota; Viridiplantae; Streptophyta; Magnoliopsida; Ericales; Balsaminaceae. The transcript has 3 exons. The coding region runs from base 66 to 614 and encodes 182 amino acids. The record is from RefSeq and is a predicted model, not a curated record.